Nematostella vectensis (starlet sea anemone) is the source of this 1305-nucleotide messenger RNA. RefSeq lists its product as uncharacterized. The transcript is spliced from 6 exons. Lineage: Eukaryota; Metazoa; Cnidaria; Anthozoa; Actiniaria; Edwardsiidae. The coding region runs from base 374 to 934 and encodes 186 amino acids. The record is from RefSeq and is a predicted model, not a curated record.
UUUAAUUUAACCAACAACUUGAUUUUUCGAAUUUUUAUAGACAGUAUUUAACACUUAGUAUAGCGAUAAUCAAGAGAAAAGACAGUUUAUAUUUUUAAUAUUUAGGCUACAAAUGCGCUAUAUUUUUUCUCUUGUCUUUGUGGCUGUAAUUAUUCGCUUAUGGCAUCAUCAAUUAUUUAUAACUGAUAAACAAAUCGCACGGUGCCUUCGACAAAGGUCGAAGAGCAACGCGGUGUUUUCUAGUUAAUUUACAAAACAAACUACAAAGCUUACGAUUCAUCACCGAAAAAUAGACUCAAGCGGGAUUUGGAACCGUUAUUUGGUGGGUCAUCAAACAUACUUCGAACCAGUAACUAGAAUACUACAAGCUACUAUGAUAUCAACCACCUACAUCAUGAACCACGCCGUGCUUGUGACCCUGGCAAUGUGUGCCGUCGCUGCGUGUAUGGGAUCUGUGCAAGCAAACGACUGGAUUGAUGAUAUGGUAAAAGCACGGACACAAGCAUCUCUUAAGAAGUUGGAGAAGGAUUUUAUGUCGGUCUUCAAAAAAUAUGUUAUCAACCCAGCCAAAGCUAAAGGCAAAGUCGCCCUGGAGCAACAAAAACGCCUAAAACAUGAUUUAUCUAAGGUACAGAGAAGAAGCAUAACGCUGGACCCAAGAAUACGACGAUCUGGUGCAUGCUCCGACGUCUGCCGUCACAGAUGUAUUCCAGAAUGCAACCUAGCCUGCUGUGUGAACUUCCCUCCCGGGUACGACGAAAAGAAAGUAAACUCCAUUGAAGCAAAAGUCGCGAAGAAAGCGGAAACAGGAACAAGAAAGAGCACCUUAUCAAAGAAUGUUCUCGAGAAAGGCAGCAAAUGUGACAGCAGCUGCUUACGGCAUUGCACACCGGACUGCAAGUUCAAAUGCUGUAUUAAACUGCCAAGCGCGUGAUAAGGUGGACACUACGGCAAAGGCUGUGAAAAUAGUUUAUUUCAAAUGGCGCGUUUCUAGAAAGAGGAAAAGAAAGAUUGAAUGGUGUUUUUUUAAGUAGCAUUGAAUAACAGUUGGAUUCUUUAUCUUAGCUAUUACAAUCGUGAACACAGGCGCUAAUCCACUUUGAUAUUUAGUGCAAUGCUGUUUGUAUAGUACGAGGAGCGCAAUGGUUAAAAAAACGGGAGAGUAUUUGCAUUAAGAACGAACGAAAAACAUGAUUAAUGAAAAUUAUAGGUAUAACUCUUCGCCAAACCAGGCUAAGACAGUACAAGUGUAAUGCAUUGCUCUUGUAAACUUGUAAAUAAAAUUUAUUUACCCAGGACAUGUUA